CUCUCCUGCCGUCAGUCGGUGCUGAGAGUUGAACGCGUGUGGUUGAAUUUAGGUCUGCGCUAGUUUGCCAGCUGAUUUUGUGUUGAUUUGCAGUUGAAUUUGAUGGCUGAGGUGAAAAUAAAAGAACGGAAAACAACUUAGGACGUUAAAAGGACAGUGAAAUUGGCACCAACGGGGAGCGCCAAACAGAACCAUCGUGGUGCAAAGGACAGUGCUUGUGGACUAGCGAAGUACUGUUGUGUGCAGUGAGCGGGUUAGGUAGAGGUAGUGCGACGAAGUCUGUUUCAGUUCUUUUUUCAUCUUGCCUUGUGCAAAAAAGAGAAGCGGACUUCAGAGGAGGUUUCUCCUGCAUAUGCAUCAGCAGUGGGGCACUAGCACUAAUACAGAUUGCUAAAAAUAUCUGCCGUAUUGCGCGUUGUUGACAGGACAGAGCAUAGAUUGGGGUUCGCACGUGAGUAAUCAUCGCAGAUAUCAACGUUAUCAUUGAACAGUGCUGUUAGUGGCUGUCCAAUGGAAGGACAAGCUCUGGUUCUCCCCGAACGAAGUGGUGGACGAAGAGAUGAAGGUGGAGGUACUGUUGUUGCAGAAUUACGCGCUUUCGCUUGCGUAACGGAACGUAGUUCAAACGAUGAGCCAAAACGGUUAUCCACCGAGAAAAGUCAACCCGGUCCUCCUCAAACACGGUCUCAAAGUGGUGGUAAUAAUAAGAAGCAACAGAAUAAGCAUUUCUCGCGGCAACAAAACAAAAGCAAAAAAUGGAAAUUGAAUAAAUUUAGACGUAAUCAAAAGGAUGGCACUGGAGCAAGUGGAAAAAAGAAAGACCAAGCAAAAGGAUUGGAUUGCGGUUUGACCGGAGACGAAAAACAAAAUCAGUUGGGAGUUAAUGCAGAGUGCAAACAGCAACAAGGCAAAAACAAACAUUCAAAUAAGAACAACAACAGUUUGAUGUUAGCUAGAACGAAACGUUUGCAAUCGGUUUCAAAGUUCUUUCUCCCCGAUAAACGACCGAGAAAGGACUGCAUCAUUCCCCCAACUAAGUUCCUGUUGGGAGGCAAUAUAUCGGAUCCGUUGAAUUUGAACAGUCUUCAGAAUGAAUCUGAGAAUGCCGUUACUCCGAAAUCUUCGCCCAUUCCGACUCCUCCCCACUACAAAAACAAAAUCGAAGUCAUCAUUCCGCCAAACAUAAAUGAUCCACUGCAUUUAUUGGACCCGGUGGAUUCGGUCGAGUACGAGAUGCAACUAUGUUCUCCGAUGAAGAAAAAACAGCGCGCUCGUAACAAACGCAAACGCAAAUCCAAAUCGGAGAAAAACAAUCAGAGCUUGGAUAGCACCGCUGGAGCUGUUGGAUGUCAACUUAGCACAAGUGUCUCCGAAGCUGAAGCGACUACAGCCGAGGAAGCCCAAUUGGAGGCCCCAGGGUCUACCGGUAAGAAUGCAGAACAAACUCUCGAAGGCAGUAAUACUGGAGAUCGCGAUAAAGCUAAACUGCGCCUGGAUUUGGAAAUUUGCAGAAAACGUCGGAUUAGUGAAAGCACUUGUUCCAGUAAGAACAAAGUGCGCCGGAUGGAUUCCAUGGAUAAGAUCGUAAGCCCAGUAAUUCCGCAGCCAGGGGCUUGGAAGCGUGGACAUUGGCCGACAAUGCCUGUUGGCGGACGGAAUCGUACUCGAACGCAGUCGUGCACUUCGAACAGUGAUGAACCACCUGCGAAGCAACCAGUGCUCGAAGGGGAAGAAAUCCCUGAAACACCCCAGUCUGCGGAACCAGAUCUAGUUAAGCCUAACGAAACUGAACAACCAAAACCAUUGGUUAGUGAAAAUGAGGCAGAGGGCAAGACCAAGUCUCAGGAAGAAACAAAGUACCACUAUGGAAAUUACGAUCGAUACUAUGGAUAUCGUAAUCUAAAUGAGUUUAUUGACGUACGGCUCAAAGUAUUCCUACGCAAUCCGUAUCUGUUUCGCGAUAAGGACGUUCUAGACAUCGGGUGCAACGUGGGAUUAAUGACCAUUGCGGUUGCAAAAAUGCUGCACACUAAAAGCAUUACAGGCAUCGAUAUCGACGGAAAAUUAAUUGCAAAGGCAAGGCGAAAUCUAACAACGCAUGUCAGAAUUACACCGGGACACCUGAAAUCGUCCGGUGAUACCAAGUUGGGCCCCACCGAGAAAAGGAAACGAAGAAUAUCAAAGAAGCAUUCGGUCGAAGAGAAGAAGCCCUUGAUGGAAGGGAACGUCGAAGAACCAGGCGAGAAAAAGCCUGAUAUCGACCAACCGAUUGCUGAAACUGCACCCAAGCCGAGCACAUCGGCCAAGAAAGGCGGUCAGCAUCCGAACCGUCGGAGGUUUUCUGGCCGAUAUGCCCAUGGGAAACAUCACCAUAUGCACAACCAGCAUCAUCACCAUAACAGGAAGGACCCUAAAAAGGGACACUCGGAGUUUUAUCCGAUUUCGUUUCCGUUAUCGCUGGGUAAUCUGGGAUCCAAGGCGUGUCUGCUGGAUAUGGCACCAAAGGACCACAAGUUCCCGAACAAUGUUAUCUUUAAGACGAUGAAUUACGUUCUGAAGGAUGAAUCGCUGAUGAACUACGAUACUCAACAGUAUGAUCUGAUUCUCUGUCUGUCGGUUACUAAGUGGAUUCACCUGAACUUUGGUGACAACGGACUGAAGAUGGCAUUCAAACGAAUGUUCAAUCAUUUGCGCCCUGGCGGAAAGCUAAUCCUCGAAGCUCAAAACUGGGCGAGUUAUAAAAAGAAAAAGAAGCUCACGGACACAACUUGUGAGAAUUACAAGAAUAUUGAGUUCUUCCCAAACAAGUUUCACGAUUAUCUACUGAGCCCCGAAAUUGGGUUCAGCCACAGCUAUCCCCUCGGCAUUCCUCGGCAUCUGAGCAAGGGCUUUCGUCGACCGAUACAGCUUUACGUUAAGGGCGACUUUACUCCAAGUCAGGCUCAAUGGAGUGACACAUACCACCCGCAGACACCGUAUGUCAAUCAUCACAAUAUCUACACUGAUAUUGCCGCCCCUACACAGAAUCCCUGCAUCUGGGGUUCCACCACGCCGUACCAGCCAAGCUACAGCACCCGUUGUACACCGUCGCACAGUUUUAUGGCCACGUCACCGUAUUACAAUCCGAGGCAAACCGAUAGCUACCAGCCCAGCUACGAUGCCGGCAAUCGUCGCGGUAGCUACUGUUUUGCUUCACCACUUUACUCGACGACCUGGUCACCGCCGUCGGACUUGCGUCAUCGUCGGUCCGCCUCCAACACACCAAACUCGGCCAGUAUUAGAAGCGCAGAAAACGAUGAACAGUACGCACAACAGCAACAUCGUCCCCAUGUAUAUCCUCCUAUGGAGGUGUUCCCGCUGGAGUCGUCCAGCGUUGGAAGAUCGUCAGCACCCGGUUCGGCUAGCGUCCGGCAAACGGACUCGGAUUCGGAACCAUCCUCCAACUCGGCGUCGCAAACGCCAACGCGAUCGCAAUACGAUGUAGAUCAGUCGUCGAACUCCCCCAGUACUACGCACUCACAACCGGACAAGUAGUAAACGGCGGCGUAUCCUUGCUUGCUUACAGGUUUUUGUUUUUAUUUAACUCGUUGAAAACAUGUUCAUAUGCUGUGAUUGGAAUGGAUUUUUUUUAGUAAUCAGCGAAUAGUUCACAUAAUAAUCAACAAAUGCUUCAAAACUAGUCCGUUUGCUUUGUGAACCUAUGUUUCCCGAUGUUACAGGGAAAGUGUAGUGCAUAUAUUGAGUUUAGAUUAAAAGUUGUACUACAUGGAGAACAAUGUUUCUAACUGCAUCAACAAUAAUUUGCUUAUAAAGAUAGGGACCGAAAAAAGUUGUUGUAUAUAGUUGCUAAGAAGCAUCAUUUGUUUGUCGAUGAAUAACGAUUAAUGAUGUGUAAUUUA
Armigeres subalbatus is the source of this 3899-nucleotide messenger RNA. It is a transcript of the gene bin3, whose product is annotated as 7SK snRNA methylphosphate capping enzyme bin3. The record is from RefSeq and is a predicted model, not a curated record. NCBI's taxonomy places the organism in Eukaryota, Metazoa, Arthropoda, Insecta, Diptera, Culicidae. Bases 511 to 3534 code for a protein of 1007 amino acids. The transcript is spliced from 6 exons. Gene Ontology annotation, molecular function: RNA methyltransferase activity; O-methyltransferase activity; snRNA binding. Gene Ontology annotation, biological process: snRNA modification.